This is a messenger RNA of Lotus japonicus, 1321 nucleotides long. RefSeq names its product protein NEGATIVE GRAVITROPIC RESPONSE OF ROOTS. Lineage: Eukaryota; Viridiplantae; Streptophyta; Magnoliopsida; Fabales; Fabaceae. The coding region runs from base 176 to 967 and encodes 263 amino acids. The record is from RefSeq and is a predicted model, not a curated record. The transcript has 6 exons. Gene Ontology annotation, biological process: regulation of growth; gravitropism.
GUACUAGUCAAAAUUAGUGCCUUCAUCACCAUUCCUGUGUCUGACACUUGGCUCUCUCUACUCCCACCUUUUCCCCUCAUUUUCUGUAUUUAUUGCUAGCUUGCUAGCACCUUUUGAUUAAGCACUCUAAGCUCAUUCAUCUUCCUAUCCCUUGGUUUGGUUUGGUCCUCUCACAAUGAAGUUUCUCAGCUGGAUGCAAAAUAAACUUGGUGGAAAGCAAGAGAACAGAAAAUCAAACACAAAUGCAGCCCCACCUGCAUGUCAAGCAAAACAAGAGCCUCGAGAAGAGUUCAGUGACUGGCCUCAUGGAUUUUUAUCAAUCGGAACAUUUGGAAAGAAGGAUGAGAUCAAACAAAACUUAGAUGACCAAAACACACAAGAUCAGGAUCCAUCUUCAUCAGAGGAAAUAGCAGACUUCACGCCUGAAGAAAUCGGGAAACUACAAAAGGAGUUAACAAGGCUCCUGAGACGAAAACCCAAUGUGGAAAAAGAAAUCUCUGAGCUUCCUCUUGACAGAUUUCUUAAUUGCCCAUCAAGCUUGGAGGUUGAUAGGAGAAUCAGCAACGCGCUUUGCAGCGAAUCAGAUGAUAAAGAAGAAGACAUUGAGAAGACACUCAGUGUCAUACUUGAUAGAUGCAAAGAUGUUUGUGCAGAGAAGAGCAAGAAGUCAAUUGGGAAGAAAUCUAUUUCUUUCCUGUUGAAGAAGAUGUUUGUUUGUAGAAGUGGGUUUGCUCCAACACCUAGCCUUAGAGAUACCCUUCAAGAAUCAAGAAUGGAGAAGCUUUUAAGGACAAUGCUUCACAAGAGAAUUUACACCCAAAAUUCUUCUCGGGCAUCAUCGAUGAAGAAGUGCCUGGAGGACAAGAAGUUGAUAAGGAAUAGGAAUGAGGAUGAACCAGAAGAGAGAAAAGAUGAAGGCUGUAAAUGGGUCAAGACCGACUCUGAAUAUAUUGUCCUAGAGAUAUAAAGCAGCCUCUAUUUUUACUAGCUCUGUUAAUUAGAACAUGUUCAGAUUCAAGCAAGUUGAUAUAUAGGUACAUAAUGAUAGAGGGUAUGAAGUGGAGCUUACAUUUUUCUAAAUGAAGUUUGUUUGUGAUAUCUGUACCAAGAAAUGAAUGGUGCAGACUGAAGGGUAGUGUCUCUGUUUUGUAACGGUGCUUCCCGUUAUUUUUUCAUGUGUUGUGUCUGCGAAUGCGGAGUAACUCAUGUUAUUGAAAAUCAUAUCAAUGUAAUUCUGAUUUGUAUUGACAAGGGUAUAGAUUUUCAAUGUACUCACUACUUGUCCUUUUUUUUACUCCACUUUGUUAGCUGCUCUCCUUGU